Molecule: messenger RNA, 582 nt
Organism: Ornithodoros turicata
Lineage: Eukaryota; Metazoa; Arthropoda; Arachnida; Ixodida; Argasidae
Exons: 1
Coding region: 1-582 (193 amino acids)
Biological process (GO): phospholipid biosynthetic process
Cellular component (GO): membrane
Molecular function (GO): phosphotransferase activity, for other substituted phosphate groups
Source: RefSeq, a predicted model, not a curated record
AUGGCACAGUUAAGUGUAUAUCUCUACGUUGCCAAUGUUGUGUGCUACAUUCGAAUAGCAAUUGUGGCCUACGCAUGGUUCCUGGCCAAGGACGAUGUGUGCUUCGCGUCUUUGUUCUUCAUUUCCAUCGUCCUCGACGGAGUUGACGGAUGGGCAGCACGACGCUUCAAGCAGGUCUCCGCGUUUGGUGCGUGGCUGGACGUCAUCAUAGACCUCUGGGCGAGAGCUAUGUUGUGGGGAGUCGUGUGGCCAGAGUUCAGCGGUUUCGUGGUCUCUAUGGAAUGGGCAGGCUUCCUCUGCAACUACAGCGAGGCCGGAAAGGAUUGGAAAAAUCCGCGGGACCAUCCAUUAUUUAUCAGGAUGCUUCUGAAGAACGGCUUCAAGAACUUCUGGGGUGGUAUCAUGGUCACCGGGACGCAUUUCUUGCCGUUGGGAAUGUUCGCGAGAGAAAAGGAGUUGCUGUGUUCUGGUGUUAUCCGUUCAAUCGUGCUGUUUCUGUGGUUCGGAAAAGCCAUCUCGUUUUACUUCGAUUACUACUUUAUCACGCGUCACAUCCGCAAGUUAGUGGCGCGUGUUGAUUGA